AUGGCCAACUUGUUCAACAGCGCGCGAACUGCCCUGCGCGCCGCCGUCAACGGCUCGGCCGCUUCGGUCCGAAAUGCAUCGACACAGGCUGGCGCUAAGGCUUCGCAGUCAUUCAUGGUAUCGCGAUCCUCCGCUAUUGCCGCCACUGCCGUCGCUGCCGGUUCGGUCGCUUGGUACAGACACCUGUACGGUACGCUUCCCUUCUUGGAGACGGCCAGCGCUAACAUGGCCGACGAAGGUCUCCACCCACCCAAGUACCCCUGGUCGCACUCUGGUGUCUUUGAGACCUUUGACCAUGCCUCGAUUCGUCGUGGUUACCAGGUGUACCGUGAGGUUUGCUCCUCCUGCCAUUCGCUCGACCGUAUUGCCUGGCGUAACCUCGUCGGUCAGUCGCAUACUGUCGAUGAGGCCAAGGCUAUGGCUGAGGAGGUUGAGUACGAGGAUGGUCCCGAUGAUGAGGGUGCUAUGUUCCAGCGUCCUGGUAAGCUUGCCGAUUACAUGCCUCGUCCUUACGCCAAUGACGAGGCUGCACGAGCUGCCAACGCUGGUGCUUUGCCUCCUGAUCUCAGCCUGAUGGUAAAGGCUCGUCAUGGUGGUGCAGAUUACAUCUUUGCCCUGCUUACCGGUUACACUGACCCUCCUGCAGGUGUCAAGGUUCAGGAUGGUUUGAACUACAACUCUUACUUCCCUGGUACUCAGAUUGCCAUGGCUCGUGUUCUUUACGAUGGUCUUGUGGAUUACGAGGAUGGUACUCCUGCUACCACUUCCCAGAUGGCAAAGGAUGUUGUUACUUUCCUCCAUUUUUCUGCUGAACCCGAACACGAUACUAGGAAGAAAAUGGGUAUGCAGACUGUCAUCAUUCUCUCCUCUCUCACUGCACUUUCCAUUUGGGUCAAGCGUUUCAAGUGGGCUGGUGUUAAGAGUAGAAAGAUCAUCUACAAUCCUCCUUCAACUCACUGA
Ustilago hordei is the source of this 960-nucleotide messenger RNA. RefSeq names its product putative CYT1 - cytochrome c1, heme protein. Gene Ontology annotation, biological process: mitochondrial electron transport, ubiquinol to cytochrome c. The transcript has 2 exons. Bases 1 to 960 code for a protein of 319 amino acids. The record is from RefSeq and is a predicted model, not a curated record. Gene Ontology annotation, molecular function: electron transfer activity; heme binding. Lineage: Eukaryota; Fungi; Basidiomycota; Ustilaginomycetes; Ustilaginales; Ustilaginaceae.